Molecule: messenger RNA, 483 nt
Organism: Staurois parvus
Lineage: Eukaryota; Metazoa; Chordata; Amphibia; Anura; Ranidae
Source: the annotation of a GenBank genome assembly
UCCCCGGACCCUGCAUUCACUAUAUCUGGUCUCCCCGGACCCUGCAUUCACUAUAUCUGGUCUCCCCGGACCCUGCAUUCACUAUAUCUGCUCUCUCCGGACCCUGCAUUCACUAUAUCUGGUCUCCCUAGACCCUGCCUUCACUAUAUUCGGUCUCCCCGGUCCCUGCCUUCACUAUAUUCGGUCUCCCCCGGACCCUGCAUUCACUAUAUUCGGUCUCCCCGGACCCUGCAUUCACUAUAUCUGGUUUCCCUGGACCCUGCAUUCACUACAUCUGGUUUCCCCGGACCCUGCAUUCACUAUAUCUGGUCUCCCCGGACCCUGCCUUCACUAAAUUCGGUCUCCCAGGACCCUGCAUUCACUAUCUCUGUCUCCCCGGACCUUGCAUUCACUAUAUCUGCUCUCCCUGGACCCUGCAUUCACUAUAUCAGGUUUUCAGUGUUACAUUACUGCUGUAUCCAAGUAAACAGAUGUAAAAUGUAA